UUACUGCAUAUUUCUACCUCCAUUCGUAAUACUGGGCCUGCAUGGGCAACUUGGCAGUACCCCAUGGAGAGAUUAUGUGGGAUGCUAGUGCCAUUAGUGCAUUCCAAGCAACAUCCCUAUACAAACCUUCGAAACCAAAUUACUAUAUGGACUCAAUUCUCACAUCUUCAGUACAAA
This is a messenger RNA of Rhizophagus irregularis DAOM 181602=DAOM 197198, 177 nucleotides long. NCBI's taxonomy places the organism in Eukaryota, Fungi, Glomeromycota, Glomeromycetes, Glomerales, Glomeraceae. The record is from RefSeq and is a predicted model, not a curated record.